Molecule: messenger RNA, 1608 nt
Organism: Staurois parvus
Lineage: Eukaryota; Metazoa; Chordata; Amphibia; Anura; Ranidae
Source: the annotation of a GenBank genome assembly
AUGGAAGAUUCCAUGUUUCCUAUCGAUAAGGUGCUUCUCGUUGGCUCCAACAUGACUGUCUGCUGUAAAGUAAGAAAUGAGGAAAGCAUGGUGGACUCAAUCCAGUUUAACGGUACUAACUAUCCUGUAAUCCAGCUUGGCAGCAGCAACGUUGGUGGCAUUCAGUUCUUCAACAUGAACAAGUCAGAGUCUAGUGGGGACAACAUCAUCUGCAACUCCAAUUUGGACCCCUACACAGCCGGAACUGUAGUUUUUGUAGGAUAUCCUCCAGUUGAACCACAAAACUUUAGCUGUGAAGCACCUGAUCUCACGAUAAUCAACUGUACAUGGAAAACGGGCAGACCCACUGGAUUGUAUGGAGAACGUGGUACAAAAUACUCAUUAUAUGAACGCUUCUCAGGAAUUAACCUGACAUGUUCAGGGUACACUGGAGAUCAGGAGGAUUACAACUGCAGCAUGGAUGUGAAGAAAGGACAGAACCUAUAUGAGUUUCUGCUUCUUGGUACAAAUCCCCUGGGAGCAGCAAACACUUCCCUGGACUUUAAUGUCAGAGAAAGGAUUUGUCCGUUUCCGGUGGAGAGUGUCGGGAUCCGUGACCUCAGCUCAACUGAUGUGUCCCUUUCAUGGCGUUUACCCGGCACUUAUACUUCCAUUAAUCUCCUAUGUGAGACUGAAAUCAGGAAAACACACGGACAGGUGGAAAGGCGUAACAUUACCUUGAAAGGAGCAGAUAGUACAUUCUACACUUAUCCUCUUAAUAACCUGCAUCCAUUCACCAACUACUAUAUUCGUGUUCGCUGUUCGUCGUAUGAUCAUUUCUGGAAAUGGAGCAAUUGGAGCAAAGAAAAGAAUCACAAGACUUUGGCAGCAGCACCUUCAAGAAAGCUGGAAAUCUGGACAGAACGGAUACACACCCCAGAGAACUGUUCUAUAGCAGUCUAUUGGAAGCAUUUACGGCCUUAUGAAGCCAAUGGAGAAGUGACCUUCUAUAGCAUAGAGUGGAAACCUCUCCACAGUAACGAGAAACCUCAGUAUAUCCGCCUGUCUGGAGAGUCCAACAGAACCCAGAUAAACCUUCCUGCUGGGGAUAACGGGGAUUAUGAAAUAAAUGUAACUGCCAUCAAUUCAGCUGGAUCAUCACCACCUUCAAGUAUGACCACUGUUCAACUGCUAAGUGAGGUUGAGGUGGAGAGAGCGAUUGGAGAUAGCAGCGGCAUUAACAUUACUUGGAGUCCGGAUUCAAACUUUAGCUGUGGUUACUUUGUAACAUGGGUGCCGUCCUUCCAUCUUCAAUGGGCUGACUUGCAGUGGAAGAGGUUUUCAUCACACGUGACAAGUGCUUUCAUCCACACACAACAAAUGCUAGCUGGAGUCCGGCACAAUGUAUCACUGUAUGGCUGCAGAGAGUACAGGUUUCAGCUGCUGCGAAGCCUCAUCGCAUACACAGAGGAACUAUCCCCCAAAGCGGCACCAAAUUUUACUGUCCAAGAGACCACAUCAAAGUCCAUACAGGUGAAGUGGGAUCCUAUUCCAGAAGAUGACCUACGCGGGUUUCUGCAGGGUUAUCUGAUCUAUGUAGUGAAAAAUCAGAGCGAUUCCUAUUUUGCC